AUGUCCAAAAGCCCUCCUGCUAUGUCCAAAGCCCUGCCCCUAAUCCACUCCCUGACCCGAGCUGUGCGCCUAGCGGGUUCUCAGCCUCUCUUUGCCCCUCCCUCCUUACAGCGCCAUGGGCUGGCUGUGUCUUUAGCGCUCACCACCAUGUGCACGAGCUUGUUGCUUAUGUACGGCAGCAUCGGGAGCGGAGGCAGCGGCGGUGGUGGCGGCAAUGACGGUGCCAGCGGCAGAAGGGCCUUGAAAGAGCAAGUCCAGCAGCAAGCGGCGGCGACCACCCCCCUUCAGAACCCGGAGAACCAGCGGCCCUCGAGUACAGCCUUCCCGCGGCCUUUUCCCGGCCUCGCCGACCGUCUUUUGGAAGGCUACAUCAGCGUCCUGGAUCACAAGCCUUUGAAAAUGCAUUGCACCAGUUGUGCUCUAGUCACAAGCUCUGGACACCUUUUGCGAAGCCAUCAAGGGAAGAAGAUCGAUCAGACGGAGUGUGUAAUACGAAUGAAUGAUGCACCUACACGGGGAUUUGGAAAAGAUGUUGGAAACAAGACAACCUUGCGAGUUAUAGCUCAUUCCAGUAUCCAGAGGAUUUUGCGAAAUCGCAAUGAACUAUUAAAUAUGAGUCACGGAACUGUAUUUAUCUUCUGGGGCCCAAGUAUGUACAUGAGAAGAGAUGGAAAAGGAUUAAUUUAUAAUAAUUUGCAACUGAUGAAUCAAAUACUACCUCAGUUAAAAGUAUAUAUGAUAUCUCGACACAAAAUGCUUCAUUUUGAUGACCUCUUCAAGCAGGAAACUGGGAAAGACAGGAAGAUAUCCAACACUUGGCUAAGCACUGGAUGGUUUACAAUGAGUAUUGCCUUAGAGCUGUGUGACAAAAUAGACGUCUAUGGAAUGGUGCCACCCGAUUUCUGCAGGGAUUCUAAUCAUCCUUCAGUACCUUAUCAUUAUUACGAACCAUUGGGACCCGAUGAAUGUACAAUGUACAUUUCACACGAACGGGGAAGGAAGGGAAGUCAUCAUCGCUUUAUCACAGAGAAACGAGUCUUUGAGAAUUGGGCCCGGACUUUCAAUAUUCACUUUUUUCAGCCAGACUGGAAACCAGAAGCACUUCCUGUCAAUCAUGCAAAGAUUAAACUAGUAUUCUGAGGAAUGAAUGCACAAGGCUGCAAUCACAAUCACCGACUGUAUCAGGUUUCUAAGGAUUGAACAUCAUAUCACAGCAAGCCAAGCUGAAAAAAGGAAGGUUAACAGUGUUUUGGGAUUUUAAAAAAAGAAACCCUGCUACAAUAUUCAGGAAGUUGUUACAAAAAAAUACCGAAAAAAGGUGCUUGGUAUUCAGUAUUUGAUUAAGCAAAUAUUUUCACUUCGGUCUAUUGCAUAUGUAUACGUGAUUUGUUAAAAAGGAAAGAAGACAACACCUUCGGUAUUAAUGAACGUAAUUCAGGAGAUGUGUGAUUCAUUAUGUUUUUAAGGCACAUUGCCACUGGGUUUUCAUAGUGACAUUUAACAGUUACUUAGUGGAAGUUUUUAAUGCAAUCCAGUAUUUUUCUAUUUCACAAUGAUAUGGUUAUUUAUCUUUCAUAAUCACUCAAAAACUGAGGAUUUAUAUUGCCGCUGAUUUAAUGCCCAGUUUCUUGUUUAUAUAUUUUCUCUUUGACCUAUAGGAUAAUUCUAUCUGGCAUGUAAUUAAUAUUUGAUCUGGAAGUUCUGUGUGGUUUGUUUUUUUAAAUUUUGUAUUCUUAGGCAGUGUUCCAGCAUCAAGCCAUUUUGAGAGCAAGCACAUCUUGAUGGGGAGCUCCAGCUGAGAGUGAUGGUUACAGCUAUAAUAUGUGACAUUAGGUGUACAAUUAAGAGUGAGUUAUAUCUGCAGUUCCUUAGCUAUUUUUGGUCUUUUGGUAUUGCUAAAAAAAAUAACCUGGUAGCCCUAAUUCCAUUUGAUCCAAAAAUAAUUUGAGCAAAUCAAUCUCAGAAGCAUCUCAGAAUGUGGUCUCCCACAUGCCUUCUGAGGUACUUAAAUCCUUCAAAACUAUAUUAAGAAAUGUUUGUCUUAGAUGGAUUAGGGGUACUUUACCUAGAAAUCCGUUCAAUUCACUGGACUUUAUCUCCAAGUAGAUGUGAAUAGAGGGGCAGAAUUAAAUGCAAUUAUUUGAGGAUGACAUGGAAAACUAGGAUUGGGUUGCAGUGGAAUCAGCCAAGGCUAACUGAUGCCUCCUCUGAAAAUGGCAAAACCCAGUCAUUUGUAUAUAUUGGUUUAUGGAUACAGAGAGCGAGAGAAAGCAGGCCAUUUGGAAAGAAGAUUGUGAACCAUUCAUGAACAUCCUGUCAUGUUUUCUGGAAUAGGAAACAGACCUUCUGUUCUGAAGUGCAAUGAAUUACAUGGAUAUAAAGCUAGUCCUGUCUGACAUAACAAUAAAAUACACUGGUUUCUUUAAGAUGCCUCGGCACUAUUCCAAUCUAGUGAAUGAUCUUGGGUAGCACUUAAUAGUUCUGUAAAUGGAUCCUCACUUGUUAUGUUCCUUUGUGGGAUUAUACCUAGCUUGUGAAUAAAAAGGAUUUCAUUCAGUGUUAUUUGACCUUGCACAUGGCAUAUCAUUGAAGUCAAACAACUUUUUUAAACUGUCAAAAAUUAAUUGGCCACUUGCACACUUCCAUACACUUAGCAUAGUAAAAUUAUUCCAUGUUUUGAUAAGAGUUGUCAUCUAAAGCUGGAUUCAUUUUAAGGUGUUAUGCAUGGGGAGAAAUAUACAGGAAGAGGGAUUUGGAGGGAAGUGAGUUUUAUCAGUUUGAGAAUUUAUUAAAAAAUAUGUGUUGUGGUGCUUGUGUUUUCAAGUUAUAGAAAAAAAGAAUAAAUUCCCAAGCAAAACAUUGAUUGAGUUGUGAGAGGAAAAACAGCUCAGUCAUUUCCUUCUUUUUUAUUAUGGUGGAAGUAUUUCUCACAAAUACACCUGUUCUUUACUAUUGAAUAAAAUAUUAUGAAUUGAUAAGAAAUUGCACAAUUUUACUAACUUCUCAUGUUUCUUUCCAAACAAUGAUAGCUGAUCUCAAGGAACAGGGAACCCGAGAUCGUCAUACAUUAAAAGAAAAAUGGGUUGCACGUUAAGAGGGCUUCUUGCAUCAUUUAAUUUAAACAUUUCAUGAAAUCUGAUGUACAAAUAAUUAAAUCCAGACUGCAGUGAUUAUCCACAUUUCUCAAGCAAUGAGAAUUAGGCUUGGGCUUCAGCAAUUGUAUAACACUCAUUGGGAGAAUGUUAGCUAUUUGAUCAUUACAUACAAAGGUACUGAUUGUUGAAAGUUAUAACGGCCUGGCCUAUGACCUAGAUAGACAACAUGACUGUUAUAUAGUCCCUGAUAAUUUCCAAUUCUUAU
This is a messenger RNA of Thamnophis sirtalis, 3360 nucleotides long. Lineage: Eukaryota; Metazoa; Chordata; Lepidosauria; Squamata; Natricidae. The record is from RefSeq and is a predicted model, not a curated record.